UGAAUGAUUGAUGGAUGGAUGAAUGAUUGAUGGAUGGAUGAUGAAUGAUGGCUGUUGCCCAUCUAGACGAAUGUCUUGUUGCUACAAUGUCUUCUUCAUGCGUCUUCAUUCAGGUGGCCUUCCACAUUCAGCCAUACAAGGGACGGACGGACCAGAGCAUGCAUGACAACAUCAAGUACAUUAUUGACAGAUACGGGAAGCAUGAAGCCUUCUACAGAUUCAGGACCAGCACAGGGCAGAUCCUGCCUCUGUUUUAUGUCUAUGACUCCUAUCUUACUCCUCCUGACUCCUGGACAGAGCUUCUGACCCCCACGGGUUCCCAGAGCGUCAGAGGAACGCCGUAUGAUGGGGUGUUUGUUGCACUGGUGGUGGAGGAGCGCCACAAGCACGACAUCCUUGCCAGCGGCUUCGAUGGGAUGUACACCUACUUCGCCUCCAACGGGUUCUCCUUCGGCUCGUCACACCAGAACUGGAAAGCCAUCAAGGCGUUCUGUGACACAAACAAUCUGCUAUUCAUACCCAGCGUGGGUCCGGGGUACGUGGACACCGCAGUCCGACCGUGGAACAACCACAACACCAGGAACCGGGUCAACGGCCGUUACUAUGAGACGUCCCUGCAGGCGGCGCUGUCUGUCAGACCCGAAAUCGUAACCAUUACCUCCUUCAACCAAUGGCACGAAGGCACUCAGAUAGAAAGGGCCGUGCCCAAGAAAACAGCGGAACGUUUAUAUCUGGACUACCUGCCAAACCAAGCAGACCAUUAUCUGCAGCUGACGCGCCAGUGGGCCCAGACCUUCAGCAGAGAGAAGGACAAGUGGCUGAUGUGAAUCUGGGAACCAGUGGGACUCUGCUGGUGACCCUGGCUAUAGACCAACAGCUGCUCCUCAAUCUUUCCUCUUUAUCUGUUGUUUUCCUUCCUCUGAAAUAAAGACUGUUACUUCCUGUCCUUUGGUCUGUUUACUGGUGGACGGUUCUACGUCCCACCUGAAGGGAAGC
Molecule: messenger RNA, 996 nt
Organism: Cyprinodon variegatus (sheepshead minnow)
Lineage: Eukaryota; Metazoa; Chordata; Actinopteri; Cyprinodontiformes; Cyprinodontidae
Product: glycoprotein endo-alpha-1,2-mannosidase-like protein
Exons: 2
Coding region: 45-827 (260 amino acids)
Cellular component (GO): Golgi apparatus
Molecular function (GO): alpha-mannosidase activity
Source: RefSeq, a predicted model, not a curated record